AUGAAAGCGAUCCUUCAAGAGGCUGAGCAUGAAGGCCUCCAGGGAAUCCAACUAAUAGAUGCCUUCCAAACAAUCGCCACAAUCGCACAUAGCCCAUCCAUCGGAAUCAACCGUAGACUCGCAUCCACAAAUAAGGUGGAGCUCGAAAUGAUUCAAGGCAAACUAGAACACUCGGUUAGACCAGUAGUCGAGAGACUCAUGAAACAGGUGCACGAAUCAAACGUCUAUAACUCAGCGGAAAUAGUUUUUUGGGCAAAAAUGAUGGAACCAUUGGAAAGAGACUCUGUCUCAAAAGCUGACCUUCUGAAGCUGGAAGAAGCAGUUUCCUGGAUAUUGGGCAGACUCUGGAAUGACUCAGCAGAAGCCAUCUUCAGAAUGAUUCUGGCGCGCUGCAAACCUCCAGAAAACCUCAAUUCACGUGCCUCUCCGCGAAUGACGCUCAUCGCCCACAUUUGGAACAUUAGCAUGACGCUCAGAGAGUUUUUAACAAACAUCGACGCAAAUCAAGAUUUCACCGCCUGGGAUGCUAUCAGGACGCUUCGGGCAAUCUGGCCACCAAGAGAUCGCAUCGCAGCCGCAGAAUACAGAGUCCUUAAUCUCAACGACAUCGACAACCGACUUGAAAGAGGACUCGAAGACCCAUCCUCGCUUCUCGGCACCACAUACGAGAAACUCUUCUGGAAGAUUCCGAUCCCAAGAAGCUAUGAAUCCGCCCGCGCAGCCGCAGGAUUCAAAAGAAAGAGAACAAGCCAAGAAGCCGAAGAGCUGGAAGUCCAUCGAGGCCCAAAAUCACUACCCGAAUGGAAAAUCUAUGAGACAGACCUUCUUCACAGAGUCAUAAGAGUUCUAAACAACGAGGCCAAACCCGACUGGGAAACCCUUGCGCUGAGAAAAGAAUCUGACUUCAUCGCGGGCCAAUGGACUCAUAACAAAGAUAACUGGAGAGUCCUCAUCCAUCAGAUGCCUGAAAAAGUGAAGCCGCUGAUCUACCAUUUCGUCCAUGGAGGAGCAGACCUGUUCUUGAAUCUCAAAAGAAUACCCCCCCAAGAAACCUGCCGAAUUCAAGCGGAAGGAGUUAGUGACAAUAUGGAAGCGAAAUUCGGCCAACUCAGACACUUUGAGAAAACUAGGCGGAAAUUUCAAAACCUGAUCGGCAAACGCUACAAAUCCCUCACGAUUCCGAGCCAAGAAGCUGUAAGAGAAAGAAGCGACGAAAUUGUCCAACAAAUCACCGACUGGUGCGAAAUGGGCUCGGUAACAAGAGUCACAGAUUCAAAAGGAUGCUGGAUCCGAGCGGGAUUCGUUCUCGUCGACAAACCAGGAAGAGAAACCAGAGUCUGUUGGAACGGUGGAGUCCUCAAGCCUCUGCAGCUGUACACAUUUCCAUGCAAAUUAGAAAGCGUCGGUGCUGCAAUCCAAAUGCUCAAAAAGGGAGACCUGCUGUACAAAUUCGACGAUAAAAAGGGAUUCCACCAGCUGCCUCUCAGCGAAGAGAGCAAGAAACUCGCUUGCUUCGAUUGGGGCGGCCAGUACUUCAGAAACAAUAUACUCGCAUUCGGAAUCCCAGCCGCGCCUGGAAUCUACCAGCUGAUGAAUCUAUGUGGAGUCAAUUUUCUGAGGAAAAACGGAAUCAAAAUAACACUCUACCUCGAUGAUAGACUCCUAGCCGUCACUCCAGAAUCUGAAGAAGAUCGACGCCAGCUUCUAGCGGGAGAGAAAGUCGGCAAAGAAGUCUGGGCAACAGUAGCGACGCUGGUGGCACUCGGCGGCUAUGUGAACAUCACCAAAAGCACCUUCAAACCCACCCAAAGAAUCGAAUUCCUUGGAUUCAUUUUGGACACGGAAAGCGAAACAGUGGAGAUUCCGAUGCAAAGAUGGGCAGCCCUCAAAAACCUUAUGAAAGAAGCCGAAGCGAAAACUGAAGUUCCGUCCCAGAUGCUCGAAAGAAUCAGAGGCACAAUGGCAAGUAUGGCCGAAGUCCUUCCGAACAUGAGAAUGCUCAUCCGCCAAACGACAAUCCUCAUCAGCCAAGCGCUCAGAGAAGAAAAAGAAUCCUGCUUGCUGACAAAGGAAGUCCGCGAGGAAUGGAGACUCUGGACUCUUCUGGAAGAAAAAGGACUCAAAAGACAUUGGACAAAGCUGAACCGCCAAGAAACAGGACUCAUAAUCUUCACGGAUGCUUCUUCACACGCAGGAGCCAUCGUCAUCGAGCAAUGGAAGCUGGAGGAGAGAUUUGCUUGGGAAGCAGAAAUGGCUGAUAAACACAUAGGAAUCAAAGAAGCCCUUGCGAUUCAAUUCACCCUCGAGUGGUACGGCCAAAAACUAAAGAACCAAAGGGCGCUGUUCCUCUGCGACAACGACAGUGUAGUCCAAGGAGCCAUAGCGGGGAGCAAAGAUCCCGAAAUGAACACGAUUCUAGUCAGAAUCUGGACUCUCGCUCAGAGAUUCAACAUAGAUAUGAAAGUCGACUGGGUCAGCACAAAAAAGCAACUGGCUGACGCUCCCUCCAGGGAUUUGGACUCCAGAGAACAAAAACUAACGGCAAAUGGAUUCGCUUAUCUGCAAUCUCACCUUUCGGACCCGCUCGACAUUGACGUGGCAGCAACGCCACUCAACAAUAAAUGCAGAGACUUCAUCGCGCGCCGAGAGACAAAAGGAGCCUUUGGAAGAGACUUCCUAAGCUUCCCAAUCCAUGAACUAAUCGGAAGAAAGCUGUACGCGUUCCCACCUCCGAAAAUCGCCCACAAAUACUACAAUAGACUCACCGAAAUAGCGACGCCAUGGGCUUUAGUGGUGCCGUGUUUCGAAGCCGAGCCUUUAGUCGUGACUCAAGCUAAACUCAAAGGCUACAGAGUCUUUGACAUCCCAGCGGAUUCCAUUUUAACACCAGCGAAGGUGAAAACCAUCGAAGGCUACUGGAAAGUGGCGACCAACGUCUCAACAAUCAAAAUUAUCGCAAAUAGACUCUAA
Molecule: messenger RNA, 2970 nt
Organism: Oikopleura dioica
Lineage: Eukaryota; Metazoa; Chordata; Appendicularia; Copelata; Oikopleuridae
Source: the annotation of a GenBank genome assembly